Messenger RNA from Talaromyces proteolyticus, 2715 nucleotides. RefSeq names its product putative exo-beta-1,3-glucanase. Gene Ontology annotation, molecular function: polygalacturonase activity. The transcript is spliced from 3 exons. Bases 1 to 2715 code for a protein of 904 amino acids. Lineage: Eukaryota; Fungi; Ascomycota; Eurotiomycetes; Eurotiales; Trichocomaceae. The record is from RefSeq and is a predicted model, not a curated record.
AUGUAUAUAGAAUUGACUUGGCUGGCUGUUGCCUCCACGGCAGUUGCAACUAUCGUCCCUCUGCCUGAGCCAACACAAUGGUUCGCGAAUGACCAGGGACUCUUGAAUCUUCCUCCAAUGCCCCUCUCGGCAUUGGCAGGAGCUAUCCUCCCUCUCAUCUUCCCCCACACAAACCAUCCAGAGCCAACAGACAAUCCAGAGCCGACAGACAAUCCAGAGCCAACAGACAAUCUAGAGCCAACAGACAAUCCAGAGCCAACAAGCAAUCCAGAGCCAACAACCCAGCCUGCACAACCACCUCCUCCCACCAGCACCACUGCCUCAACAUCUUCAACAUCUAGCAAGCCGACCAAUUAUCCGGGCACAAAUGGCGGGCAAAGCAGCACUCCACCCAUCGACACCAGCUCAUCCGCAUCCGCCUCAAUCACCCAAACCAGCAGCAUCAGCAUCACCAGCGGCAAUUUCUGCGCGAAUCCCACGCCGAGCCAAGCCCCAGCAAAAUACUGGCUGGAGGAGCAAGACCACACAGGCGCCGGUCGCGGCUUCGCGCCAUUCAUCCAAGGGAACUCCGUAUACCCUAUCUACCGCAACGUCCUCGAUUAUGGCGUCAGAAACGACGGGAGCGGGAACCAGACAUCAGCGAUACAAAACGCGCUGAAUGCGGAUGGCCAAGGAGGGUCGCGGGAGGGAAAGGGGGUUACGUAUAUGCCCGCCGAGGUGUAUUUGCCAGGAGGCGUGUAUACUCUUGGUGGCACGCUGGAUUUGCGGCUAGGCACGGUGAUUGUGGGAGAUCCGUUGAACAGGCCGGUUAUCAAGGCAAGCCCGGACUUUGUGGGCACGACUCUCAUUAAUGGCCAGGAUCCGGCAGCGGGACACCCAGAGACGACGUUCAUGAUUGCCAUGCGAAAUGUUAUCCUGGAUACUACGGCUUGUGAUCCAUCGUUUGCGUUUACCGCGUUGCAGUGGGGGAUUGCACAGGGGGGUGCGUUGACGGAUGUUCAGAUUAAUAUGCCGCAGGGGUCCGUUGGGCAUAUUGGGAUACAUAUUAAUGGCGGGUCAACGAUUGCAGUGACAGACGUGACCAUCAAUGGCGGCGGCAUUGGUAUUCAAAACUCAAACCAGCAAGUCAAUUUCAAGAACAUCGCAUUCAACGGCUGUCGUACCGGCUUUGCAGCCACCGGUGGCUUUACAGUUAUUCUACAAGCAGCCAUAUUCGACUCUUGCGGCUUGGGUGUUGACAUGACCAAGAACGCACUUGGGUCGAUGGUCAUUCUUGACUCUGUAUCAACAAACACCGGCACUGUGGUACAGUUCCACGACUCCUCAAACGACUCGGGGAAGCGUAAUAGCCAGCUGCUCAUCGAGAAUCUGACUAGUGACUGGCAGCAUCCUAUCGCCGUGACUACAAAUGGCACAACCGUGCUCGGUGCACAAUCCCAUAUCGACACAUGGAACUUUGGCAAUCAGAUCCCUGGGAUUUACCGACCUGGCGAUUAUAUAGCCACCACACGCCCCAGCGUUCUUUUGGAUAGUAGCGGAAAGUACUUCAUCCGCAAGCAGCCUAGCUACGCAAACUCCCCAGCCAGCCAAAUCGUCAAUGUCAAGACUGUACCUGGCUAUCGAGUCGAAGGCGACGGCAAGACAGACGACUCAGCUAGCCUGAACGCCAUCCUCAAAGACAACGCUGCCAAUUGUCGAAUCACCUACUUCCCAUACGGUGUCUACAUCCUCAAAGACACCCUGCUCAUCCCCCCCGGCAGUCGUAUCGUUGGCGAGACCUGGUCUGUCCUCUCCGGCGCAGGCACCGCAUUCUCCGACUCCUCCAACCCUCGCCCAGUCAUCAAAGUCGGAAACCCAGGCGACACGGGCAUUGCCGAGAUCCAGAACAUGCGCUUUGCCGUCGCCGAGCCUUUGCCCGGUGCCAUCAUCGUCGAAAUUAAUAUGGCCGGCACCUCACCCGGCGCCGUAGGGCUCUGGAACAGCCUGACCACGGUCGGCGGCACCGCUGACACCACUAUCUCCAGCACCUGCACAAACCAAGAUGCCCGCAACUGCAUGGCCGCCUUCAUGCUCAUGCACCUCUCCCCUUCUUCCUCCGCCUACAUCGAGAACCACUGGGGCUGGACAGCCGACCACAAUCUUGACGGCGGGCCCUCGCCCAUCAUUGUCUCUACCGGCCGUGGUAUCCUCUCCGAGUCAACCUUACCCACCUGGCUCGUCGGCACAAGCUUCGAGCACAACUGGCUAUACCAAUACAACUUCCACAACACCCAAACCCUGUACGCGGGCAUGAUGCAAAGCGAGACACCAUACAUGCAAGGCCUGAAUGCCAUCGAAACCGCUGCAGACCCCUGGACCAUAUCCACCUCCUACCACGACCCAGAUUUCUCCUGGUGCGCUCAAAACGACCAACUCUGUCGAUCUGCGCUCGCAGCAAAUGUCGAUGGCGGUGCAAAUAUCAUGCUGUAUGGCUCCGCAGCAUGGGCGUUUUUUGAAGGCCCGUGGAAUGGCAUGUAUAAUACGCCGUGUACCAAUGGCGUGUGUCAGAGUACUAUGAUGCGCGUGAGUAAUGCGCCGCAAAAUCUGGUUUGGUAUUCGAUCAGCACCAAGUCGUCGGAUGUCAUCAUUCUUGAUGGGAUAAAUAAUCCCAGGGAGUAUAAUAAUCCGGGUGGUUGGUCGGGGGUUGUGCAGGCGUAUCGGCAGUUCAGUUCAUAG